AUGUCACUCCCCGAGAGACCCGGGGCAAGGGCGUCUUAUGAACAGCGCACCUCGUACCGGCAGUCUCCCUCGCGGCGCAACCGCCCCACGGAUGUCGAGACGGGCGGUUAUUACCCGGUCGCGCGACAUGGCCACCAGCGUGCGCAAUCAGGAAUAUCCGCCGAGACCAUACAGAAUCCUAAUGGGACCACAGAGAGACUGCCCCUUUCACCAACCUUGGACCAGACAGAAUUUUCUGCCGAAGGGCAGCCUCUGGGGCGCAAGAGGAGCUUGAUACGACCGGAAAGGAACAAAAUCGGGAAAGAUCACCCAAACUACCACUACCGGAAACAUGCGUCGAAUAUGGAGGUCCUGCCAUCCUCGACUGGCAAUGAUCCGAUUUUCGAGGACUUCGAGGGGACCACCGACGUGUCUGGAGGCCGGAGAACCCUCGAUGGAACCUCUGAUACCUCGGCGCCCCGGAGGAAGCGCAGUGGCGACGAUGAAAAGGCCGUACCGCGCGACUCUGCACGAAGAAGGCGAUCACAAGCCGGAAAGCUAUCAAAGACGACCAAGAAAUCCAAGAAAGAGAAAUCCCAGGAGAUUAUCAAGCCACCCAGUGUAUGGAACGUAUACUGCGCCAUCAUCACGUUUUGGUGCCCUGACUUCAUCCUGGGCUGUUGUGGCUUCAAGGCCAAGGCGCAAAAGCGAGCAUGGCGGGAGAAAAUGGGCUUGAUCAGCAUCAUUCUGUUGAUCAUGGGCUUUGUUGGUUUCCUGACAUUCGGCUUCACUCAGGUCGUCUGUGGCUCUACGAAUAUCCGACUUCACGUAAAUGAAGUUGGACUAGGCUAUAUGAUCUUCCACGGUGUUGCCUAUGAUCUCACCCGCUCUGGGCACCCGGUGGCCGAGGGCAUUCCGCUGACGGUGAAUGGUAAGCUUCCCAACGUUUUGACCGAUCUUCCGGUAAAGUACGGAGGCAUGGAUGGGAGUUUCCUCUUCCAGAACGUCAACGGCAAGUGCAAAGACCAGAUUACUCUUGCGAGCAACUCGGAUAUUCCCACCAACGACAACGGGGACUUAGCUUGGUACUUUCCCUGUCGCGCGUACAACCAGGAUGGUUCCUCAAAGCCUAAUGUGACAGAGGAGUACUACAACGGAUAUGCUUGCCAUACAAGUCAGGUUGCCCGAGACAGGUUCUAUCUCGACACAAAAGGGACAGCAGAUGUUUUCUACCAGUGGGCCGACAUCAAGAACAGCAGCCGAAAUCUCAUUGUGUAUUCUGGCAAUGUUCUUGACUUGGACCUCCUAAACUGGUUUGACGAAACCCAGGUUGUAAUUCCGGAUCGAUUCAAGGAGCUGAGGGACCGGAGCACUGCGGCCAACGCUGCUGUUCAUGGUCGUGAUGUCACGCGAGCAUUCCAGUCAACUGGUGACAAGCAUGUUGCCGAAUGUUUCGAGGAGAUCAUCAAGGUCGGCAGCGUUGAUACGGACACUGUGGGCUGCAUUGCAUCUCAGGUUGUCUUGUAUGUAUCGCUCGUCCUUAUCUUGUCGGUUGUUCUCGUCAGAUUCGUGUUGGCAGUUGUUUUCCAAUGGUUCAUCAGCUCGAGAUAUGCCGCGAUCAAAACCUCGCAGUCAAGCAACAAGAAGAAGCGAAACAAACAGAUUGAGGACUGGAGUGAAGAUAUCUACCGAGCACCGCCACGACUGAACGGCGAUCUCUCGAGUAGCGUAGGUGGUUCCGACAGAACCAGCAAGCGAGCGAGCACGUUCCUACCCACGACUUCGCGCUUCUCGGCAGCCUACGGUGUCGAUCGCACCCAGCGACGUCCUCUGCCCACAACUAUGGCGAGCCAAGCCUCGACUGGUCCACUUCUUCACCCUGGCUCAAUGUACAGAGACACGAAUGACAGCAGGUCCAGUUUCAUCAACUCAGAUCCCUACGCUAGUCGCGUGAGUCCAAAUGAUGGAUAUGGUCCCGCCGGCUUUAUUCAUGAAGCAGUCGUGCCACAACCUCCCUCCGACUUCCAGCCUUUUGGAUUCCCCUUGAUUCACUCUAUCUGUCUCGUGACGGCUUACUCUGAGGGUGAGCAUGGUAUUCGAACAACUUUGGAUUCCAUUGCUACAACCGAUUACCCCAACAGCCACAAAGUCAUCCUCGUUAUUUGCGAUGGUCUCAUUAAAGGCAAGGGCGAAACCAUGACGACCCCCGAUAUUAUUCUUGGGAUGAUGAAGGAUCACACAAUGCCGCCACAGGAAGUUGACGCUUUCUCGUAUGUUGCCGUUGCGAGUGGCUCAAAGCGACACAAUAUGGCAAAGAUCUACGCUGGCUUCUACGACUAUGGUGCCAAGUCUGCUAUCCCACUGGAGAAGCAGCAAAGGGUGCCGAUGAUGCUCGUAUCUAAAUGUGGUACGCCCGACGAAGCCAAGAAGGCAAAACCAGGAAACCGUGGCAAGCGCGACAGCCAGAUUAUCCUCAUGUCGUUCUUGCAAAAAGUCAUGUUUGAUGAGCGUAUGACUGAACUCGAGUUUGAGAUGUUCAACGGCCUCUGGAAGGUUACCGGUAUCUCGCCCGACUACUAUGAAGCGGUUCUCAUGGUGGAUGCCGACACCAAGGUUUUCCCCGACAGUCUGACUCACAUGCUCUGCGCCAUGGUUCGGGAUCCCGAUAUCAUGGGUCUCUGUGGUGAGACCAAGAUUGCCAACAAGAGAGACAGCUGGGUCACCGCCAUCCAAGUCUUCGAAUACUUCAUCUCUCACCAUCUUUCAAAGUCCUUUGAAUCGGUCUUUGGUGGUGUUACAUGUUUGCCUGGUUGUUUCUGUAUGUACCGUAUCAAGUCGCCCAAGGGUGCUCAGAAUUAUUGGGUUCCUAUUCUCGCCAACCCCGACAUUGUUGAGCAUUACUCCGAGAACACAGUCGAUACCCUCCACAAGAAGAAUCUGCUGCUACUUGGUGAGGAUCGAUACCUAACGACUCUUAUGCUACGCACAUUCCCCAAGCGAAAGCAGGUUUUCGUUCCUCAGGCUGUUUGCAAAACGACUGUCCCGGACGAGUUCAUGGUUCUCUUGUCCCAGCGCCGCAGAUGGAUCAACUCAACUAUUCACAAUCUGAUGGAGCUGGUCCUGGUCAAAGAUCUUUGUGGAACUUUCUGCUUCAGUAUGCAGUUUAUCGUCUUCAUUGAGUUAAUCGGCACGCUCGUCCUUCCGGCCGCUAUUGCUUUCACCUUCUAUGUCGUCAUCAUCUCAAUUGUCCACUCGCCACCCCAGAUCAUCCCCUUGGUACUUCUGGGUUUGAUUCUGGGUCUCCCUGCUGUUCUAAUUGUGUGCACGGCCCACUCGUGGUCGUAUGUCGUUUGGAUGUUCAUCUACCUCUGCUCUUUGCCCAUCUGGAACUUUGUCCUACCAACCUAUGCUUUCUGGAAGUUCGACGACUUCUCUUGGGGCGACACUCGAAAGACUGCAGGCGAAAAGACUAAGAAGGCUGGUCUUGAGUAUGAAGGUGAAUUCGACAGCAGUAAGAUUACAAUGAAGCGAUGGGCGGAAUUCGAGCGGGAGCGCCGCUUGAGGGACAACUACUGGCAAUCGAGGGAGAGCAUAGCUGGGGGUACCUGGUCUGUGACUCCAGAUAUGCCUCAACGCCACCCAUAUGACGACCAGUAUUACUCAGACGCCUAA
Neoarthrinium moseri is the source of this 3651-nucleotide messenger RNA. RefSeq lists its product as uncharacterized. The record is from RefSeq and is a predicted model, not a curated record. Bases 1 to 3651 code for a protein of 1216 amino acids. The transcript is spliced from 2 exons. Gene Ontology annotation, molecular function: chitin synthase activity. NCBI's taxonomy places the organism in Eukaryota, Fungi, Ascomycota, Sordariomycetes, Amphisphaeriales, Apiosporaceae. Gene Ontology annotation, cellular component: cell periphery; cell septum.